Molecule: messenger RNA, 1922 nt
Organism: Pollicipes pollicipes
Lineage: Eukaryota; Metazoa; Arthropoda; Thecostraca; Pollicipedomorpha; Pollicipedidae
Exons: 4
Coding region: 789-1922 (377 amino acids)
Source: RefSeq, a predicted model, not a curated record
GUUAAUGGUCACGCAGUCGACGCGCCCCUAAACACUACAAGUCAUCAUUACGCUUACAGCCGGAGAGCUGCUUUAGUUGGCAGUCCAGAGCACUAGGUCACAAGUCAAAGAUUCGUCGCAAACAUGGGCGCAUCGCCGUAAUUUGUUUCGUAGAUUAUGCUGAGGACGUUUCGUAUAACGGCAGCGAGGGCAUGGUGCUGAAUAUCUUAAUACGCUAGAUAUGCAGAUACAUGAGAGGCGCCCUGACUACUCGGUACACGCCACUACAUUUCGAUUCUCACCUCCCGUUGUCAUUUCGCAUAUCCAGCUCUCGGCCGUCGGCAAAGAUUAAUCACCGAGAAAUCGGCAUAAAUUUAGACGGCGCCUGCGCGGCGGCCAGCCCGAUAUAACUACUAAACUUACCGAUGUGCUUUCCGUGUGUAGUGCCACAAGGCGAGCCGGCGAGGGUGGUCAGCUGACUGGCUACCAGCUGACUGCCGCUGCUCCUGGGGGCUCGCGCCGGCGGCUCGAGAGGACCGAGAAGCGCCGCCAGCCGAAGCGCAAGGCGGGUGAGCGGCGCGAACCGAGCGGACUGAGCGAAGCGAGAAGACGGUGCCGGGCGAAUAAACAUUGAGAGGCGGUGGCCGUUGGACUCCUCAGUGUCGUGACCGUCGGACCAGAUCGAGACGACUCAGCCAAGUCCGCGCACGGAGUCGUGAGGCCCGGCGUGACGUGACGCCGUUGCGGACCGCCUCGGCGCGAGGCGAGGCGCGAGGCGAGGCGCGAGGGGACGCAGUCGGCCCCCGGACAUGGUCUUCAACCCCGUGUCGUCGGUCCUGCAGCGCACCGUCAGUCUGCGCCGCAAGAUGCGGGGCAAGACGCGCGACGAGGGCCUCAAGACAGGCUGGCUGUACCGCGGCCAGCGGGGCGCCCUCUACGACACAGUGCCGCGGCCGCGCUCCGCCGACCUGGCGCCGGGCCGCGCCGGUCGCCGGCUGCCCGACGGCCGCACCGUGCUGCCGCUCAGCGGCCAGUGGGACAACCACGCGACGGUGCUGCCACCCGACAGCGGCGGCGGCAGGUACGCGGCCGUCAAGGUGGCUGUUGGGGACGUGCAGCGCUCCGGGCCGGUCUCCGUCAACGGCACCGUGCACUGCGCGCCGGACGCGGUCUGGAUCGGCCCCCCGCAAGACGCGUGGCACGGCGGCGACAGCUAUGACCGCGGACCUAGCGCCACCUAUACUAAUGACGGCAAAGAUAUCUAUAAUCACAAUGGUGGCGCUAUCUACUCGGACUCGGGCGCCACUACACAGGUGUACGUGAAUGGUGUGCACGUGCUGUGCAUGAACGACGGGCCGUACAACGAACGCAACAUCGACGAGGAGAUAGCGGCGCGCGCGCGUCGCGAGGGGGAGCCGCCGUACGCGCAGCCGCGCAAGCUGGCCGAGCGUGACGCGUGCAACAACUGGAUCCCGGCCGCCGACCCCGAGCUCCGCGCGGAGACUGGCUACUGCGUCAUGGUCCGCUCGCCGUGCCCGGCGUACCGGCCGCCGCCUGAGGUGACGCCACACCCGGUGGAGGUGACGUCACGAAAGAUUGAGUCGACGUCACGCUUCUCCGAGGUGACGCCACACGUGAGUGUGACGUCACACCGCGCCGAGGUGACGUCGAGCUCGGCGGACGCGUCGCCGCGGUCGGCGGCCGCGGAGCCCGGCCGGCCCGAGAGCUACGCCUGCCUGCGCCGCAGCUACACCAACUUCUACACGGAGGAGGAGCUGCGUGGGCUGGACAGCUCCGACCGAGACACGAUGCCUCGGCGGAGCAGGGUCGAGGAGCACGGACCGCUGCGGCGAACACGGAGGAGGUCCGGGUCGCUGGAGCCCUGCGAGUGCUCGGCAUGCUCCGACGAGUCAUUCGACUCAGACCCCUGCACUCAGGACUAG